AUGGCCUCGCUGGACCUGCCGUACCGCUGCCCCCGCUGCGGGGAGCACAAGCGCUUCCGGAGCCUGUCGUCGCUGCGCGCGCACCUGGAGUACAGCCACACGUACGAGACGCUCUACAUCCUCUCCAAGACCAACAGCAUCUGCGACGGCGCCGCCGCGGCUGCCGCCGCCGCCGCCGCCGCCUCGGGCUUCCAGCUAGCUCCGGAGCCCGCCGCCCUGCUGGCCGUGCCCGGCGCCCGGCGCGAGGUCUUCGAGAGCACGUCCUUCCAGGGCAAGGAGCAGGCGGCCGGGCCAUCGCCCGCGGCGCCGCACCUGCUGCACCACCACCACCACCACGCGCCCCUCGCCCACUUCCCCAGCGACCUGGUGCCCGCCAGCCUGCCCUGCGAGGAGCUGGCUGAACCGGGCCUCGUGCCCGCCGCCGCCGCGCGCUAUGCGCUGCGCGAGAUCGAGAUCCCGCUGGGGGAGCUGUUCGCCCGCAAGUCAGUGGCGUCCUCGGCUUGUUCGACGCCGCCGCCCGGGCCUGGUCCCGGCCCCUGCCCCGGGCCCGCCUCCGCCUCGCCCGCGUCCCCCUCGCCCGCCGAUGUGGCCUAUGAGGAGGGCCUGGCGCGCCUCAAGAUCCGCGCGCUGGAGAAGCUGGAGGUAGACCGGCGGCUGGAGCGGCUAAGCGAGGAGGUGGAGCAGAAGAUCGCGGGCCAGGUGGGGCGGCUGCAAGCCGAGCUGGAGCGCAAGGCGGCUGAGCUGGAGACCGCGCGGCAGGAGAGCGCGCGGCUCGGGCGCGAGAAGGAGGAGUUGGAGGAGCGAGCGUCGGAGCUGUCGCGCCAGGUGGACGUGAGCGUGGAGCUGCUGGCCUCGCUCAAGCAGGACCUGGUGCACAAGGAACAGGAGCUGAGCCGCAAGCAGCAGGAGGUGGUGCAAAUCGACCAGUUCCUGAAGGAGACGGCGGCACGGGAGGCCAGCGCCAAGCUGCGGCUGCAGCAGUUCAUUGAGGAGCUCCUUGAGCGGGCUGACCGUGCCGAACGGCAGCUGCAGGUCAUCAGCAGCAGCUGCGGCAGCACACCCAGCGCCAGCCUGGGUCGUGGGGGUGGGGGCAGCGGCGCGGGCCCCAAUGCCCGGGGCCCAGGCAGAAUGCGAGACCACCACGGGGGCCCGGCCGUGCCUAGCACAUAUGCAGUGUCACGGCACGGCUCCUCUCCAAGCACAGGGGCCUCCAGUCGUGUGCCAGCUGCAUCCCAGAGCUCAGGCUGCUAUGACAGUGACAGUCUGGAGCUGCCCCGGCCAGAGGAGGGGGCCCCUGAGGACAGUGGCCCUGGGGGCUUGGGCUCACGGGCCCAGGGUGCCAACGGGGGCUCAGAAAGGUCCCAGCCCCCUCGCAGCUCAGGCCUGCGGCGCCAGGCCAUCCAGAACUGGCAGCGCAGACCCCGCCGACACAGCACUGAAGGGGAGGAGGGGGACGUCUCGGACGUGGGCUCCCGAACCACUGAGUCAGAGGCUGAGGGGCCAUCAGAUGCCUCCCGUGCUGGGCCUGUAACGGCUGGGCCAUUGAGCAGCUGCCGGCUCUCAGCCCGCCAGGAGGGAGGCAGUGGACGGGGUCGGCGAGCAGAGAGGGGCAGCCCCUCACGCUCCAACGAGGUCAUCAGCCCGGAGAUCCUCAAGAUGCGAGCCGCCCUCUUCUGCAUCUUCACCUACCUGGACACGCGCACACUGCUGCAUGCCGCCGAGGUCUGCCGGGACUGGCGCUUUGUGGCCCGCCACCCCGCGGUCUGGACAAGGGUGCUGCUUGAGAAUGCACGCGUCUGUUCCAAGUUCCUGGCAAUGCUGGCUCAGUGGUGCACCCAGGCCCACUCGCUGACGCUGCAAAACUUGAAGCCCCGGCAGCGGGGAAAGAAGGAGAGCAAGGAGGAGUAUGCUCGGAGCACCCGGGGCUGCCUGGAAGCGGGGCUGGAGUCCCUGCUGAAGGCGGCUGGGGGGAACCUGCUGAUCCUGCGCAUCUCCCACUGUCCAAACAUCCUCACCGACCGUUCGCUCUGGCUGGCCAGCUGCUAUUGCCGUGCCCUGCAGGCUGUCACCUACAGGAGUGCCACAGACCCCGUGGGCCAUGAAGUCAUUUGGGCCCUGGGCGCAGGCUGCAGAGAGAUUGUCUCCCUCCAGGUGGCACCACUUCACCCCUGCCAGCAGCCCACGCGCUUCAGUAACCGCUGCCUGCAGAUGAUUGGUCGCUGUUGGCCCCACCUCCGGGCCCUGGGGGUUGGGGGCGCCGGCUGUGGGGUGCAGGGCCUGGCAUCACUUGCAAGAAACUGCAUGCGGCUGCAGGUCCUGGAGCUUGACCAUGUGUCGGAAAUCACCCAGGAGGUGGCGGCCGAGGUCUGCCGGGAAGGCCUGAAGGGACUGGAGAUGCUGGUGCUCACGGCCACCCCAGUCACCCCCAAGGCCCUGCUGCACUUCAACAGCAUUUGCCGGAACCUCAAGUCCAUCGUGGUCCAGAUUGGGAUUGCUGAUUAUUUCAAAGAGCCUAGCAGCCCUGAGGCCCAGAAGCUGUUUGAUGACAUGGUGACAAAACUCCAGGCCCUGCGACGGAGGCCGGGUUUCUCUAAGAUUCUGCACAUCAAGGUGGAAGGUGGCUGCUAACCCGGGUGGGGGGCGGCAGGGCCCCUGCCAGCCCCACACCAGGGCACUCUCUUUGGACCUCCGGAGGGACCCUGGUUUGGACUAGACCUUCGGAGGCCUACUGUUAUCCCUGGCUUCCAGAGAGGGGUGACAGUUUCCUGUCCUUCUCCUGGAACUGCAGAGCAACAGGCCUGACCCAGGGUACUGCCUCUCUAGGACAGGGGCUCAGACAAAAGCUGCCCUCGACCCCCACCCUACCCCCAGCUGGAGCAGCCUUCUGGCACAGCCAGCGAGGAGCUGUCCCCACCAGCACCUGGUGUCAUCACCUGGAGGAUCUGCAAUAACCACCCAGUGGCUCCUCAGCUGCUCAGGCAGGCCUUUCCUUCUUGCACCCAGCCUCCCAAUCAGGGGCCUCUGCCAGGCUCCAGCCAGAGGAGGCCCCAGAGGCAGCUCAGACUUGGCAAGGAGGGCUCUUCUCCCCAUACGCUGUCCCAGCCUUCUGUGGGGCAUCCCCUUUAGACAGCCUAGGCUGAGUCCACACUCUCCAGGGCUAACACAGGCAGGCCUAGGGGCCUGGGCACAGGGUCAGCCAAAAGCUGGGGCAUGGCAGUGGGGUAGUGGGGAUGGGUUUGGAAAGGAACAGUCACCCCGAAUUUCUCCCCAGAAUGAGACCACCCCUCCAAGGUGGGGAAUUGCCAGGUGGAGAAAACUUAUUUACUGCUGUAGGAAGACAAGAUCCCUCCUCCCAACCCAACCACCACAUACCCCACCACAUUCCAGAGCUAAAUUCAGAGCUGAAGGUGCAUGUUUCUAUACCUAUUAUUCAUUCCUGAGGGACCCUCUGGAGGGUCAAGGUCCCAGCCCUGGGAAGCCCCUGUCAGCAGUGAGAAAUAGUUCCCAUCUUCAAGGAAUUUCCCUCUGAUCAGGUGCUUGGGCAGGAAUUGGAUGGCCUUCGGGUCCCCACGGCCAUCUGGGAGGGAGGCACUGGGCUGCCCUCUGUACUGGGGCCUGGAGCAAGUUAAGAGGAGGGUGGUUUGCUUUGCUUCCUUGUCCAGCGAACUUGCUUAAAGAUAUAGCUGUGGCAGGGAGCCAGACCCAUGGGGCCAAGGAAAAGGAAGAACAUUCUCAACAGACUUGUUCCCCCUUCCUCAGUCUCCACUGGCCCCAUGGCUAAGGGCUGUGUUGGGGGUCUUCUGCCUAGGGCCAGUGCUGGGGCCUGGGCUGGAGCCACCUGGCUGAGAAGCCACAGAAAGUCAGUGGAGGUUUUCACUGGCCCUUGCACAAUCCCCAAAGGACCAAGGCUCCAAAGACUGAAGUCUCCCCAGUUCUUCCUUAGAACUCCCGCAGGGGUUCAGAGGUUACGGGUCCUUCCAACCUUCAUUUGGAAAGUUCUUUCAAACAUCCAAACUAGAUCCAUGUAGGUUUCCUUCUCUCCUGUAUAGGAUUGGCUCCCAGCCCUAGCCAUUAGGCUGCUGGUCCCAGCUGGCGCUGGGGCCAUCUCAUUUCCCAGUCCUUCCCAGGGACCCAAUUUUCUGCCACAGCCUGGCUUGGACAUCAAGACCCAGCCGUAGGUUACCUUGUAAUGAGUCCUCCAGAGCUGAGACCCCACGGGCACAGCAGUCUACUCCAGCUCCCCUGGCUUCACUCCCUAGCACUGUCCCAGGUCUUUUUAUCAUUGCUGACUUUUUCUCCUGUGGCUUGUUCUGUCCCUGCUCUUUGAAGACCUCAAACACCAAGGGUGUCAUGUUGGCAAUUUCCUGUCCAGUCCUGCACGAAGCCUUGGCGUAUGUGACACCCCUGCGCCCCUACCCCAGAGCAGCUGGCUCCAUUGGCUCCCACCUCCCCAGCCUUGUCCUCAGGAGUCACAGGAAGGAGCAGCACAGCUUUCCUCUCCUCCAGAGGCCUGGAAGGGAGGUGGAGGCCCACUCAGGGCCUGGCUGCCCCUGUUUGCCUGGCCUGCCUUGCCAGCUACACUCCUGUAGCUCCUGCUCUCAUGACCCCAGGACCAGAGGUGCUGUCCUCCCUAUCUCCUGGACAAAGCACAAAAGGAUGCCCUGCUUGGCCUGAGCCUGCCCGACUGAGGAACCUUCUCUGCCCCAGGGUACCCUCUAUCCCUGAAUAUAAGGCUUUGGGCAAUUUUGCUCUGGAUGGUACCCACUGGAAUGCCUGGCACCAGCCCUAGGACAGGAGGUUGGGGUGCAUAGGCAGUGAGCUAGGGUGGAAGAAAAGUGGUGCUGAAAAGACUGAUGCUAUUCGUACGUUCAUUCACUCAUUCAUGCAACAGUACUGAGCACCACCAGCGCUAGAGGCAGAAGGAUGAACAAGACCCCAUUUUGCCUGGUGUGAAGUCCACCCCACGGGUUUGGCUCUUUCCAGGAAACCCCCUAAGUUCUCCAUCCUGUGUUUUCUGGCUGUGUGUGUAAAGGAUGUGUCAUGUUGCACAGGUCUGAGCCCUUGCCAACAGGAAUGACACAUCAGUGUGUCCCAUCGUACUUGCACCCCUCUGGCCGACAGACGUGCACGCUGGCCUUCGCGCAUGCCUUGAGCCCUGGCAGCUUUGCAACACCCUGCCCCCACCAGCAACUUGAUGCUCUUCUUUUGUUCUCUGCUCAGGGGGAUGAGCCCUGCUGCUGAGUGGGGAGUUUUGGCUUGCUGGGACGCUCCACAUUUAUUCACUUCUUUGGCAACCAUACAACCAAGGCUGAGGAUGGGAACAGGGACAGAGGGCCUGGCCAUCCCUGGAAGCACCUCAUCCCAUCUGUACCCACCCAAAGGGGAGCUGUCGUCCCCAUCAUACCUAAUAAGAUGCAAAAAAGGAGUAUCAGAGAGCAAACCAAGGCAGGCCCUGCUCCAGGGGCCCCAGGUGUGUGUAUAGGUCCUAUGAGUGGUGGCCACUUCGUGUCCCUACCACACAGCCUGGCCCUGGCACCUGGGAGGUUGGCAUGCUUGGCUUGAGUACUUCAUGCUUUUUUUAGGCUGCUUCUCCACAACACUGGCAGGAAAUGAAGAUGCAUAUAUAUGCAUCCCUGCAGGGAAAAAGUGGGCUGCCCAGAACCACAGCUUUUCACUGGCCAGGAGAGACCACCUAAGGAGCAAGGCAACUCAUGUUUUCUUAGUCCUGCGAUAGUGGAGUCUGAGCCAGCCCCUCAGGAAUUGCUUCAAAAGGAAAAAAAAAGAAAAAAAAAAAGCCUCUUCCCAAGGCCUGCUCCUCCAAGGUUUGGCUCUGUUCUUUGCCUUUGGGUCCUGCCUGUCCCCCGGUCGUGGUCUCUAGUCCUCUGGGCCACAGGUGGGGAGCUGCCCAGGCCCCAAUCCAAGGCGCUAAGUCAAAGGAGACCUUCCCAGAGUGACUAUUGGUGCCAAAGUCCCAGUUCCUGGUGGACUUGGGGUGAACACAGGAGAUGGUGAGUGGGUGUAUGGCCCAAGUGCCCAGAGAUGUUAACUUGAACCUAUGGGAUCUUUCCCAGCUUCAGUCCCUGGUGAGUGUGACUUCCCUCCCCUGGGGGUCUGCUUCUCUUUUUAUCCCUAGUGGACAUGCUUUCUCACCCAGCCUUGUUCCAGGCCUGUAUUUCUGUAUAUAUUGCUGUGUAUUGUGUGUAUGUAUUUAUUCCUGGACAAGUGUGUUCAUCUGCAGCCCUUGCCUGAGGAUAAGGUUUAGGAUUGGGUGAAGAUCAGACUACCAGGGUCAACUACACAACUACUCCCUCCCCAACCCCUUGGGACCUCAGCCCGUCCCAAAGCAGCCCUGACAAUCAGGCAGGCUCCCCACCAUGAGGCCAAGCCUCCUCAGCCACUGCCAGCAUGGCCCUGGGGGAGGCUUGGCCUCAGGCUCCCCAGCCUUCGCUCUGCCCUGGCAGGGGUCUUGUAUCCAGGGGCAGAGGCCUGAGGUGACCCAGGCUUGCCUUGUGGCUGAUGCCAGCAGGCUUGGUUCUAGUGGGCACCCCUAGUGGGGACCUCCACAACUGGCCCCUAGGCCCUGCCUUCCCACACAGCCAGGCUGCCAUGGGCCUGAGCAGUGAGACGGUAGCUUCCCCACCUCAAGCACAUCAGGUAGAGGGGUGGAGAGCAACUUUUGGUUUUACUUUUGUUUCUAAAGUGGUGCCUGUACCUCCAGCCCCCAGGGGGCCUUCCCUGGCCCCACUUGUCUGCCCCACCCAGGCAUCGCCAUCCCAGCACUUUGCUCCACGUCACCUGUAGAUGCCCUUUGCCGAAUGUACCUGAGUGUAUGUAUUUAAAAGGACUCACGUGGGCAUCAGAGAAUUUAUGGCUCUGUAUCCAAUAAAAGAUGGUGAAACUGGUCUAUCUGCC
Propithecus coquereli (Coquerel's sifaka) is the source of this 6912-nucleotide messenger RNA. It is a transcript of the gene FBXO41, whose product is annotated as F-box protein 41. Gene Ontology annotation, molecular function: protein binding. The transcript has 12 exons. Bases 1 to 2628 code for a protein of 875 amino acids. NCBI's taxonomy places the organism in Eukaryota, Metazoa, Chordata, Mammalia, Primates, Indriidae. The record is from RefSeq and is a predicted model, not a curated record.